GUGAGUUUGCAUUCGUUGUAGCAUAAACACAAACUCUAGAAGACUUUUGGCUCAAGAAAAUGGCUAAAUCGAUCAUAGAUUACAACGCAAACGUCGUAGCUGCAACUACAACGAACAAAGCGCAAUCUGCGCCCCAAAAGCCGCCGAAAAAGGCGCGUCGCACGAAAAAGAAACGUGGCGGCGCUGCCUGUACUUUACCGAAAGUACCCGAGGAGACAGUCGAAGACCAAGAAACGAGUGUGGCUGUUUUCAGGUCGCAGGUUAUACCGUUGGAGCGCCCACAGCAAAGGGAUAUGGCUACAAGCACGGAAGAAAUCGAGGAAAUAGAUCGGAAGCAGACGGAGACAGUGAAUUCCGGUGAAUUUCCACCCGAAUACUUAAUUAAACAUCCCUUGCAAAACACUUGGACUCUGUGGUAUUACGAGCCCGACAGGAGUAAAUCAUGGGAGGAGAGCCAACGGGAAAUCACGAGUUUCGAUACGGCCGAAGAUUUCUGGAGUUUGUACAACCACAUAAAAACAGCUUCUGAAUUAAGACAAGGUUGUGACUAUAGUAUGUUUAAGCAAGGAAUUCGACCUAUGUGGGAAGAUGAUCAAAAUAAAUGUGGUGGUCGAUGGCUAAUAAAUCUAGAGAAGAAACAACGUUCUACAGAUCUAGAUAAUUUUUGGUUAGAAAUCUUACUUUGCAUGAUCGGAGAAGCCUUCAAUGAGUAUUCAGAUGAUGUGUGUGGAGCUGUAGUAAAUAUUAGAACAAAAGGAGAUAAAAUUGGAAUUUGGACCUCAAAUGCAAAUAGUGAAGAUAGUGUUAUGGAAAUUGGCCGCAAACUAAAAGAAAGAUUAAGAAUUACACCUAAAAUGAGUAUGGGAUAUCAAGCACAUAAGGAUACUAUGGUCAAAGCUGGAAGUCAAACAAAAAAUACUUAUACGCUUUAAAUAUCUUUUCUUUUUUAUUUUAAUACUUAUAUUAAAUAAACUUUAAAUUUACAUAUAUAUAUAAAUAUAUAUAUAUAUAACCCCUAUAUUGUCCAGUAAGGUAUUAAUCUCGGAAAUUAGCAAAUAAUAUUAUAUUUACAGAGAUAUUUAAAACAUAAGUUUGCAUUAUAUAUUGAGAAAAUUAAAUCUCGAAUAUGUUACAUCGCAAUUAUGGUUAUCUUUCCAUAAUAAUGAAAUUAGGCGGAAAAAUAAUUAAAUUAUUAAUUAAUAAUUUGACAUGUAAUAUACAACCUUAUGUUGAAAUGCGUGGUGUAGAGUUUACGUUCAGGUAUAGUUUAUGAAAGAUAUGCGCGGACGACUGUAUUUUUUUGUGACUGGUGAUAAUUCGUAAUUAUGAUGAGUUUAUAUGCUUGGAUGCGUUUGUGUAACUUCAUCUUUGAGCAAAUAAAUUCUUGUAAUUUCUUGUAA
Messenger RNA from Odontomachus brunneus, 1400 nucleotides. It is a transcript of the gene eIF4E4, whose product is annotated as eukaryotic translation initiation factor 4E-1A-like. The record is from RefSeq and is a predicted model, not a curated record. Lineage: Eukaryota; Metazoa; Arthropoda; Insecta; Hymenoptera; Formicidae. The transcript is spliced from 5 exons. Bases 60 to 932 code for a protein of 290 amino acids. Gene Ontology annotation, cellular component: cytoplasm; eukaryotic translation initiation factor 4F complex. Gene Ontology annotation, molecular function: translation initiation factor activity; RNA 7-methylguanosine cap binding. Gene Ontology annotation, biological process: translational initiation.